CCCAAAGUAUGCAAAUAUGCAUUUAUCUGCCGUGUCGCCUCGGCUGUGUCUCGUCGCCCUUGCAUUUGGUGGAUGGACGGUGGGUGCAUCGCCCGAUGGCUGCAGGACCCGACCCAGAGGGCUAACUCUCGCACUGUAGCUUUGACUAGGCAAUAGGGCUUCUUCCGUGGCGUGUAGAGUGGUCUCGUGUAGUUUCACGCACACUGUAUGCCGUGAAACCACGACGCUCCCAAUGGCCCGAUAUUGGAUGUCUCCUGGCCCUUGGCGGGACCCCUCGCCCGGGCAUCUGUCACUUUUGUUGCUUUUGCCGUUGAAGCUGGAUGUAUGUCUCGUAUCAGAAACAUGUAUGGCCUCGCACGGGCGACGAGGGAGGUAUCUGCGUCUGCUAACUUCUAGACGAAAGCUACUUUCUUCAUGCAGUAGCUUCAGACUGUCUCACCACCACCAAAAAGAAGCUUCCGAUCUGCCCUUGUCUUGUAGACACGCCUUCUGUGGCCUUUGUGACGCGUUCCCGGGACCAGGAAGAAAGCACAGCUUUGCUACCCCACGUUGCUGCAUUGUGCCUGGCUGGGCCGUCCCCCCCCUCCGUGAUGCGUCCCGUGCCUGACCCGGUGUGCCGAGCAUUCCCAGACCGGUGAUGUUUGCUCUUAUCUGGCUGAAUGUCAAGUCCGAUGAGGCCAUCUGCAGCUAGGAAUGGCGGUGGGUGACGGAUGGAAUUCGAAGCUUUCAUGCCAAUAGACGCUAAGCGGUGUCGAAGAGCUGUGUGCGUGGAUGAGUCUUUGCUGUUAAGAAGUGUGGCUCGCCCAUCGUAUGAUGGAUGUGCAAGAUCUACACUACACAGUUAACGACAGCUUUCUACCGGCCUGCAUCGUGGCCUCCGUCGUACAGUUCGGCGAGCUGAGUGACCUUUGCCGUCCGUCUCCUGCGUCAACCCACCCGCGCCGUUGCCUUCUCGGCCGUCUGUCACAUUUUCUUUGCCCCUAAAAAGGCAGAAUCGGGAUUUCCUUUUUCUUCGCUUUGUCUGCCGUUGUACCCUUUGUUUGCUUGUUCCCGCACCACAGCUGUGCUUUCUUUUCGUAUUUGCUUUUUGGCAUACACCUGCAGCAGCCGCUCAAAGCCCUGCCUCACUCUCCGCUGGGGGUGCCUCAUACAUAUUGCUCGUCAAACCUCCUCGUUCGAUAGUUUUCUUCCCUGCUUUCCUAUCCAAAUUAAUACACACAUUUCGGUUUAAUUAUAGGACGGAAUAGCGACAUACAGGAGGAAUAAAUAUGGACCGACUUCGACACCCAAUUAUACCGGUCCCACCGCGGGCACAUUCACCGGCGUCAUCUCGCACUUACACGCCACCGAGUGCACGCACAUAUGUUCGAGCUACACCGAACCCAGUCCCUCUUCACAUUAACAGCACAUAUACGGGGUUUCCUAAUCUCCCAUCGAGACGGAAUUCUACGACUUCUUGGGUCACUCAGGAGAAAUCGAUUAAAUAUGGAAAGGGCAAAUACUCUGAUGUCGAGCUGGUGCCUCAGCCUAGCGAUGACUCUGAAGAUCCUCUGAAUUGGCAAACAUGGCGAAAAGAUCUCAACUUGGCUGCUCUGUUAAUCAUGGUUGGUCUCUGCAACGGCAUGAAGACCGCUCUUCUGCCUACCAACGCCGCCAUUACCUCACACUUCAAGACGAGUUAUACGACAGUUGCCUUCUUGACGGCAGCACCUCUCCUUCUCUCAGUACCGUCGGGCCUGUUGAGCUCUAUUCUAGCCCGUCUCUGCGGGAAACGACCUCUCUACCUUGCUGGUACAAUGGUUGCUUUGAUCGGAUGCAUUUGGAACGUCACAGCAUUUGACGACUAUGCUUCUUGCCUAGGAGCUCGUCUCUUUCAGGGUCUAGGAUGGAGCAUCUUCGAUACAUUGGUGCUAUCAUCCAUUCAAGAUACCUAUUUUGAACACCAGAGAGAUCUGAGAGUCAUCAUCUACAAUGUCUUAUCUAUAUCCACUACCUGGGGUACUCCCUUGGUAUCUGGAGCUCUUGGAGCGUCUUCAUUCACUGCCCCAUUCAACGUCAUUGCGAUUUUCUUCCUUUUUGCAGUCCCUAUGAUCGCCUUGGCAGCACCCGAGACCGCCUUCGAUCGAGCCAGCGCUUCUGAGCCACCAACGCCUGUUUCUGGAUUUACUCUCUCCCGUCGAUGGCAGCCAUGGCGACUCAAGCACCGCCUUACCAAGGAUCGUCUGACAGACUACUUCAAGAGCAUGAAGCCUUGUACCUUUGCCGGACCUAUUACCAAGUCUAUUGUUUUGCAAAUCCCCAGAGCCAUGUGUGCCCCAACAUCACUUCUGAUCGUUGCUCUCACCAUGAUUCCAGUCUGCGCGCUAUGGGGUCUCGGAAUGUCUAUAUCUCUCCUGCUUAAUGCUGAGCCCUUAUCUCUCGGCCCUGAAAAGGUUGGCACUGUCUUUGUCGGCCCAUGGCUUCUUCCCAUGUUUGUUGUUGCUACCAUCGGUCUUUACCGAGGCGUUCACGUCAAGUUCAACAAGGCUACUGUCAUUCUUAUUAUUGGCUGCGGCUCGGCUCUUGCAUUGGUCGGAAUCCUCGCCUUUGGUCUAGGUCUCUUCAACUUCCUCUCCCCUACCAAGUCUUCGGGCCAGCAACUUUUCUUCACCACCACCUCUGGCCAGGUAUCCGUCCCACUUCUUUCCUUUCAGUUGGCUAUUCUUGCCACAUCUAUUGCAGUUCUGGAUACUGCUACACGUCCCCUCCUUACCCGUUCCGCUUCUUUCACUUCAUCAAACAUGGCUAUUGCUGUCCGUUCCAUCGGUGACAUGAAUACUGCCGUCAUCCUGUGGCGCAAUCUUUUCACAGCCAUUUUCAUCGUGGUCAUUCCUUACGUUAUCAAUGCCUCCCCUCAGACCGGGAUCAAAGGACUAACCAUUGGCCUUACUACUGUCCAGGCCAUCAUAGCUACCCUCGUGGUGCUCAGCCAAUUGUUCUUUGACUCGGCUAUCUGGCGAGCAGACGGUAAGAUCAUGGGCCUUGUCGACUUGAGUAGCUUGAAGCUCUCAGUCAGUUUCUUCGACACCGAUUAAAUCGGUAUUUUUUCGUGGCUGCACCGCAUUACAUUCAUUCGUUUUAUUACACAUUUCCUGGUUGGCAAGAUCAGAGUACAUUCAUUUGCCUGGAUGGCAUAUUUCCUUCUAUAGGAACCCUUUUUUCUUCCUUUCCAACGGAUUCCCAUAUUACGCUCUUUAUGAUUCAUGGACACGUCCCUGCCACUCAUUUAUACCCUCUUGAGCUCCGCUCUACACUUUAACAUACCCCCUCGGUCAUUACCAAACCAGCGCCUCGCACGGCAAUGUUUUAUUCUAUGCAACAUGUAUGAUUUCUUCUCAGAUCGGAAGUACACUACCGAUCAUAUGUUAUACUAUGGCCAUUGGGCCUUAAUUCACGCCGGCAUCACCGGCUUAUCAUUUACUGGAUACACUGGAUAGCAAAAUUUUGUAUACUAGCUAUUUUCGAGCCUCGGUUCAACUGUACGACGCUCUACCACCAAAAAGACAUCAUUAGACCCG
[Torrubiella] hemipterigena is the source of this 3557-nucleotide messenger RNA. NCBI's taxonomy places the organism in Eukaryota, Fungi, Ascomycota, Sordariomycetes, Hypocreales, Clavicipitaceae. The record is from the annotation of a GenBank genome assembly.